AUGCACUCCAGGUCUGGCAAGACAGCGGCCUUUUUGCUGCCUCUUUUGGAGCGGCUUCUGCAGAGCCCGGGGGUGAAGGUUCGAAAGAGUACUCACCUGGAGCUGCUGGAGGUGAUCGUGUUGGAUGAGGCGGACCGUCUGCUGGAGUUGGGUUUCAGAGAUCAGAUACUGCAAGUGCUGCGGCACUGCCACCGCGGGCGGCAGACUCUGCUCUUCUCCGCGACGAUGUCUCCGGCUAUCUCUUCUUUGGCUCUUCUGGCGCUGCAGUCUCCGCUGCACAUCAGCUGCGAGCCCCGCAGCAGCAGCAGCAGCAGCAGCAGCAGCAAGAAGCAGCAGCAGCAGCUGCCAGAAAACCUGCAGCAGCAGUUUGUUGAGCUGCAUGGAGAGCAGCAGCGAAUGCCGGCACUCGUACACCUCGUCAGGACUUCCUUUCAACGCAGAGUCAUCGUCUUCUUCGGGACAAAGAAAGCAGCUCACGAGGCCUUUCUGCUGUUUUCUUUGUUGGGUAUUUCUGCUGCUGAGCUACACGGAGACCUCACACAACAAAUGAGGACAGAGUCCCUAGCCAGGUAA
Messenger RNA from Eimeria mitis, 573 nucleotides. RefSeq lists its product as uncharacterized. The transcript is spliced from 5 exons. Lineage: Eukaryota; Apicomplexa; Conoidasida; Eucoccidiorida; Eimeriidae. The record is from RefSeq and is a predicted model, not a curated record. The coding region runs from base 1 to 573 and encodes 190 amino acids. Gene Ontology annotation, molecular function: nucleic acid binding; ATP binding.